Messenger RNA from Notodromas monacha, 1071 nucleotides. NCBI's taxonomy places the organism in Eukaryota, Metazoa, Arthropoda, Ostracoda, Podocopida, Cyprididae. The record is from the annotation of a GenBank genome assembly.
AUGGACGACACUUUCGUCAUGCUGUCGGCGUGGCGGCGAACGGAUGCGACGAGUCCGACGCGGGACCGGUUGGCACACGCCUAUGCCGACGCGGCGGUGUCCAUCACCAUCACGUCGAUGACGGACAUGCUCAGCUUCUUCGUGGGCGCCUUCACCACGUUUCCCUGCGUCCGGAUCUUCUGUCUCUACACUGGGGCGUCGGUGUUUACUGUGUAUUUUUUCCACAUCACGUUCUUCGGGGCUUGCAUGGCCUACGCCGGGAACGCGGAAGAGAACAAUCGUCACGGCGUGCUGUGCAUUCCUGUCACUCCGCGAUCGGAAGCAGGGAACAGAAGCAUCGUUUAUCGACUGUUUUGUGCUGGUGGAAUUUCCAGAGUCGACCCAAAAAACAAGAAAGACAACGCGGAUCAUUGCAUCAUGAAAUUCUUUGGGAACCAGUGGAGUCGACUGCUCAAUAUACCAGCAAUUAAGGUAUUGGUCAUCAUGGUAUUUUUGGCAUACUUGGCAAUGGCACUCUUUGGUCUGCAAAAAUUGCAAGAGGGCCUCGAGCGGAAACGUUUGUCACGCGAUGACUCGUACUCUGUCCAGUUCUACAACAUGGAAGAAGAAUAUUUCAGGCAGUUUCCGUACAAAGUCCAGGUUGUGAUCAAUGGAGACCUUGAUUAUUCGGAUAAAUUGGUCCAAGAAGGACUAGACAAGUUGCUGGACGAGUUGGAAGAAGACGAAAUGAUCGCGGAAAGUUUCUACACUGAAAGCUGGCUUCGUCAGUGGCUGAGUUUUGUCAAACUCAAUUCAGAGUACCUCGAAAUCGACGUGUCCAACAAACAGUCUUUCAUCGACUCCUUGCGUGAAUAUUUCCUGGUUGGAGAAGAAAACGAAGACGCCUUGGACAUCAGGUUUGAUGCCAACUACACCAAGAUCACGGCCUCGAGGUUCUUUGUUCAAGUGGCGAAUGUGACUUCACUCAAUGACGACCGGAGGAUAAUGGAGUUUGCCAGGAGAAUCGCGGAUAAAUCGACAUUCAACGUCACUGUUUUCCACCCCUACUUCAUCUUCUUCGACCAGGUUUGU